Puntigrus tetrazona (Sumatra barb) is the source of this 1298-nucleotide messenger RNA. RefSeq names its product AP-3 complex subunit beta-2-like. The record is from RefSeq and is a predicted model, not a curated record. Bases 16 to 585 code for a protein of 189 amino acids. The transcript is spliced from 4 exons. Lineage: Eukaryota; Metazoa; Chordata; Actinopteri; Cypriniformes; Cyprinidae.
CGAUCAGUGCGCGUGAUGCGCUCGCGCUGGGAUCGCGCACCUACUAAAUCCACGAAAACGAUUCAAAUGCGUCGUAGCGAGUCCAGCUCCCCGAGCUGUUUUAUAAAGUCAAAGUUGGCGCGUUCUUGUCUUUUUGAGGCCGUCGAAUGGAUUUACACGGGUACUCACACCCGUAAGUUCUUCGUUUCCAUCCAGCCACCCGUCGGAGAGCUAAUGACACCUGCUUUUCUGACAGAAAACGACUUCAAGAAGGAGCAAGGUAAACUGAUGGGAAUGAAUGAAAUCUCAGAGAAGUUGACGCUGGGAGAGAAAUGCGUUAACGAACAUGUUAUCGUUGAGAGGGUCACGGCCACCGCCAACUUGAGCAGAGUACCAUGUGGUUCAGAUAAAGAGUGCAGUACUCCUCCUCCUCCUCCUUCCGCUCCCGUUUACAGAUUCGCAGGGAAAACGGUCAGCAGCGGUUGUCUCGUUCUGGUCACCGUCGCGACGAAGGAAGGCGGCGGAGCUCAGCUGACGGUCAACUGCGAGAAGAUGGUGAUCGGCACGAUGCUGGUUAAAGACGUCAUGCAGGCCCUGUCGCAGUGAUGGAGCGCCCCGUAGUCAACACCCUCCUGCUGCUGCUCACCGCAUUGAUUCGCAUCUCUGUGUAGAUAUUCCCCAACGUGGACUGGCUUGUAGCAUCAAAAGUAUACUUAGAACUGACUCCAGAACAGCGGCGGGAACAUUCACAGCCCCGUAUUUAGGAGGUUCCUUCUUUUUAUGUUCCUCUGUUGAAUGUUGCAUGACAUCAAAGACAGUUUGACGGUCUUUACACCAUAAACUCGCCCGAGUUAAUGCACAAACCCGUGUCAAUUUCGAGUUAGAAGCUCUGUAGGAUAUACAGUACAUGGCUGACAGUUUUUGGACACCGACUUGUACCCAUCUGCUCAGACUAAUAAUCAUCUGAGUGAUUCAUCAAUAGAAACUUAUUUUUAGUGUGUAUCUUUCACAUUUUCUGAAUGUAACGUCUUACAUCUGGUGCCAGACUGCGUCCCGAUGACGACAGCAGACUUGUUUCCAGAAACCGCUUCAGACUUCAACUUUGUUCAACUCUCUGAAACGACAUGUUCAUGUUAGUUUUAGCUAAAUCGAAAGCUCAAACACAUCACCGUUGUAGCGGCAUCUCUUUCGGCGGGUUUUGUAUGUCUUAUCUGUAUUUGCGAAUGUGUAAAUGCUGACUUUAGGACUAUGGACCGCGGCAUCGCUCAGCAUUCAUCCGCGUCUUGUUCUCAUGAAGCUCUCGGAAGAAUACGCAUCUC